Messenger RNA from Arabidopsis thaliana (thale cress), 1074 nucleotides. Its product is annotated as F-box family protein. The record is from RefSeq and is marked reviewed. Bases 1 to 1074 code for a protein of 357 amino acids. The transcript is spliced from 2 exons. Lineage: Eukaryota; Viridiplantae; Streptophyta; Magnoliopsida; Brassicales; Brassicaceae.
AUGAAGAGAGGAAGCGAAGAGAUCAAAGAAGAGACCUCACCAUUGCCGGCUAAACAUUUUCAGCGCCGGGAAGUUUCCAUCGCCGAAGAUAUCGGUAUUCCUAUCGAUCUAAUGGUGGAAAUACUCAAGAAACUCCCUGCAAAGUCUCUCAUAAAGUUCCAAUGCGUCUCCAAACAAUGGUCAUCAAUUAUAGGCAGCAGUAGAGACUUCAUAGACUCGAUCGUGACUCGUUCUUUGUCUCAGCCUAGUCGUGAUAUACUCAUCUCAUUUUCCACCACAUUGACAAAUUCCCUAAAACAGAUUUCUUCAUCUUUUCCUCUACGUACCCUAGAUAUACUGACAAAGAAUCAGUCCUAUACUGAGGCAGCUAUAUAUAACCCUACCACGAGGCAGUCCCUUUCUUUACCGGAAACCACGGCCGGCCACUCCCAUGUGAGCACUUCCUUCUUAGGAUACGACCCUUUCAAGAAUCAAUACAAAGUAAUAUGCCUAGACAAUUAUAAGAGGCGGUGUUGUCAUGUUUUCACAUUGGGAGAUGCCAUAAGGAAGUGGAGGAAAAUCCAAUAUAACUUUGGACUUUACUUUCCAUUGUUACCUCCAGUUUGCAUCAAGGGAACUAUCUAUUACCAAGCAAAACAAUAUGGUUCUACGUAUGUAUUGUUGUGUUUUGAUGUUAUAUCCGAGAAAUUUGAUCAGGUCGAGGCUCCAAAGACAAUGAUGGAUCAUCGAUACACUUUGAUAAACUACCAAGGGAAGUUAGGAUUCAUGUGUUGCCAAAACCGGGUGGAAAUUUGGGUUAUGAAGAAUGAUGAGAAAAAACAAGAAUGGUCUAAGAUAUUCUUUUACGAGAUGGCGGGUUUUGAGAAAUGGCACAUUGCCCGUGCCACUCCUAGUGGUGAGAUCGUUUUUGUCAAUAGGUUGUUACUAAGUUGCCAAACAUUAUAUGUCUACUAUUAUGGUCCGAAGCGAAACAGUAUGAGAAGGGUUGAAGUCGAAGGUACUAAGUAUAGACGUAAACAUCUUGUUCAUAUAUGCCCUGUUCCGGAUCACGUCGAGAAUACGAUGCGUUUGUAA